This is a messenger RNA of Limulus polyphemus (Atlantic horseshoe crab), 3472 nucleotides long. RefSeq names its product protein spire homolog 1-like. Gene Ontology annotation, biological process: intracellular transport; actin filament network formation; actin nucleation. Gene Ontology annotation, cellular component: cell cortex; cytoplasmic vesicle membrane. NCBI's taxonomy places the organism in Eukaryota, Metazoa, Arthropoda, Merostomata, Xiphosura, Limulidae. Gene Ontology annotation, molecular function: actin binding. The transcript is spliced from 15 exons. The record is from RefSeq and is a predicted model, not a curated record. Bases 1 to 2406 code for a protein of 801 amino acids.
AUGGCGGAGGGGAGAGUAUUAAUUCCCCGAUGUGAAGUAGAUAAAUACGGUUGUGUGAGAUUAUCGUCUAUUUUACAGGCAUUUAAUGCUCCUAUCAACGAAGAACAUGCGUGGGCAGUAUGUUAUCAAACAGCAAAAUGUUUUUUAAAGGAAUGGGAAGCAGACAGUCCGAAAGUUUACUGCCUUAAUGAAACUUCUCAAAUUCGAAUACAGAAGGAUGGAACGAUUCAUAGUUCGUCUGUGCGUGAUCACGAUGAUGGUACGACGAGACCUCUUGCUACUAAUAUAUACCAGAUUGUGACUUCUUUAGGCCUAGUCAUCUUCCAUGCUUUGGAUUACGGUUUAUGUGAAGAUGAGGACCGGAACCUAAGCCAAUCACUAGAAAUACUUAUCGACCGAAUGACAUCGGCGGAUCCUGACGAUGCAUCAGACGCUAGCGGCAGCUUUAGCGACGAUGUCAGAUCCCAAAAUGCCGAUGAAGGUAUUGAGAAGGACUCCGGAGAAGAUGAUCCUUUGGAAAUGGAUGACGAAGGGGGUGGUAAAAAAAGGAAUGGGUUAACAUUACAGAGAGUCAUUGAGAUGUGUGCAUCUCACCUUUUGUGUCCGUCCCAAGCCGAUAGUCACUAUAAAGCUGUGUGUCGAGCACUUGUUGCUGAAGCCUUGGAGCUUUCCAGUUUCCUCGAAAAAAUAUCCAAAGGAACAAAGAUUCUUCGAGAAUCAGUCAGGGAAGACGUUAGUGAAGUACGCACGCUGGACAUGUUGAAAUGUCAAGAUUGGGCCAUGUUAUGGAUGCAAGUCAUUAAAGAAUUGAGACAAGGAGUGAAACUGAAGAAAGUCGAUUUUCAUUCACACCCACAACACUCAAUUGAGUACGAACUCACUCCUUUCGAAAUGUUGUUAGACGACAUCCGCUCUCAGCGUUACAAACUAAACAAAGUAAUGGUGAACGGAGAUAUUCCACCCAGAGUCAAGAAAGACGCUCAUGCCUUAAUCCUGGAAUUCAUCCGUUCCCGCCCACCACUAGUCCCAGUAUCCAAAAGGAAACUACCCCCGCCGCCACAGAGACCACCAACUCUCUAUGAAAAAUUAAUGGCGUCCAUCAGACAACACCCAAAACUAAAACCAACACCCACGAGAAGUGCUUCAGUUGAAACCUCCAGAACGAAGCUGUGUGGUGAAGACUCAACUCCACAACCUUGCCGGAGAGUAAUAAAACCUAACUUGAACCUGAGGCUUUCUUCAAGCUUUGACGAUGAUGAUGGAGAUGAAGAUUUACCUCCAAGUCCUGUGGAUGAACAGCCCCAAUCACUUCCAGUAACUGAGUCCAAGUUUACAAAAGAAAGAUCUCCUUGGCAAACUAUGGCCCUUGACUUAGCAAAAUACAGCACAGAUUUUACAUCUGAACGGAGACACAGUAUUUCUGUAUGCGAAUCUCCCUCUGAACAGUUUCCUAGCCAUUCUAAAGGACAAUCUUCUUCACAACGAAAUAAUACACUGGCUAAUGGUCACAGUAACAAAACCUACUUGGACUCGACCAGCGUCAUUGCAGAGUACUGGAAAGCUUCUCAGUUGGGUAAAUCAUUGGAAUGCCUAUCUUUGACACUAGAAGAAAUAGUACACAUUAGAAAUGUUCUCACUAAGGCUGAGUUAGAGUCCUUGUUGGUUGAUAAAGAACUGCACAAUGAAGUAGAAAAAGGAAAAAUCUGUUUUACAUGUAAGAAGACCAGGUUUUCAUUUUUUGGGUCAUGGGGAGUCAAGUGUAAAUUAUGUGAAAGACUUGUUUGUGAGAAAUGCUCAACCAAGAUGCGUAUUCCAGUAGAGCACUUUUCUAACAUUCCUGUGUAUAUGCUUAGUCCCACACCAAGUCCUCCUCCUGAAGAAGUUUCUUUUCGGAAAUCUUUUUGGAAAUUACCUGAAGCUCUUCAUUUUAGUAGGUUGACAAGUGGUUCAGCUCCUUCAUCUCCAAACCCGAGUGCCAGAAAAGAAAAUGUGCCACAGACAAUUAGACCUUCCUCUGCAGGAUCUCAACGAAGACUAAAGCAUUCUGAAUCAAUUCACGUUCUUUGUGAUGAUGCUGAGAGGAAAAGAAGAGGGCGGAAUGCUAAAAGAGUGCCACUGAUGCACUCUAAGACAGUUACACAGAAAUUAGAAUCUCCAACAGAAGAGGAGAUUCGGGGGCAGCUUAUGAGGGUCUGCAGAGGUUGUAAAGGUAUGGUGUGUCAUAUCAUUCUUGCUAGCCGUAACACUGUCAGUACUCCAAAGAAAAUGGGAAGAACUAUACAGAAUUUGCCACAACACAAUAACGUCCUCUCAUGUACCACUGCAUGUCUUUCACCUGUUGAAGCAAGCCCUCCAAGUUCCCCAAAAGGACCUUUUGUAACAAAUUUUCCCAAUAGACUUGUUUAAAGCCAUCUCUAAUUAUACAGUGAAAAAUAACGUUAACUGUGAAUGAUGAGAUGCAGCCAUACUCCAUGAAUUGUACAUUUAUGUGUAUAUCAGAAUUUUAAGACCACAGAAGUCUAUCAAAUAAUUACAUAAGAAUUACAGUCUUUGACAUUAGAUGCUGUCUAAAGUUUUGGAAAAAUGUAUUUUUCCUUUUUGAAUUAUUUGUUAUUCACAAAGAAAGGGUUUAUAUUUGUGAAGCUGGUCAUUUCCUGGAAUAAUUUUCUUUAUGGAGAUAGUGUAAUAUGUUAAAUAUUAAUUUGUCAAAAUUUCAAGUGUUUGAUUUAGAAACCAUGUAUUUCAGAAUCUGUAAAUUCACUUAUUACUGUAUUCAUAGUGGUUUACUAACAAGAAUUAAAUUUAUUAUAACUUUUUUUUUCAUGAAUAAAUGCAAAAAGAAAAAUCAGUCUUGCACACUGCUUUAAGCCAAAAUUUUUUUAACAAAAUCAGUUAUUACUUACUGCUAAAAAUAUAUCUUUUGAAACAUCCCACCAAGAAAUAAGUACUAGGAAUAGCACAAUUACUAGAACUUUUAGUAACUAUAGAGGAUGUUGCUUUGACUUCACUUUAUGUAAAUACUGAAAUAUUGUUUAAUUUGGUUUAGAAUUUAUUGUCUUGCUUAAAUUUUCUUCUUCUUUUUAAGUGUUUUAGUUUUAUGAGCUAUCAGAAUGUUAUGACAAAUAGUAUGGCAGGAUAAGUUAGUAAAAAUUUUCAAUAUGGUUAAUCAUUUCACCAAAUAUUUCAAACUGUAUGAAUUUCAAAUUUAAGUUAUUCUUCUAAAUCUACCAAGUAUCAGUUGUUCAAUAGCACCAACAAAAGUGUGUGAAUGUGUGAAAACUAAUUAAAAAAAUGAUCACUAUAAUGUAAAAUCCUUUUGAGUUAUUUAAUUGCUGUGAAAAUAUUUUUUAAUUCAAAAUCUAAAGUAGACAGGUAGUUAUCAUUACUGUAUUACAUGUGAUACAUUAUCAUAUAUCUCAAAGAAAAAAAAAGUAACUAUAUCAAACACUGUUAAAUUAAUAUAAAGAAUUAA